Messenger RNA from Sycon ciliatum, 3832 nucleotides. RefSeq names its product cilia- and flagella-associated protein 99-like. The record is from RefSeq and is a predicted model, not a curated record. Bases 291 to 2576 code for a protein of 761 amino acids. NCBI's taxonomy places the organism in Eukaryota, Metazoa, Porifera, Calcarea, Leucosolenida, Sycettidae. The transcript is spliced from 24 exons.
CAUGACUAAAGUAAAGAGAAAAAGUAAAUAAUUUGAAAUAGGCCGGGACUAACAUUAGAGUAUUGUUUGUCAAGCUUCAAGGUGAAAAGUGAUCUGAGUCGGAGUAAACUCCAGUAAACAGCUAAGAUGAAAUAGGUAGAGACCAAGCAGAAGAGGCACAUCCCGCUGUUCGUUUGCACCAUCGCCCAUUGAAGGCCAAUACAGUUAGCAAUUACUACCACUACCAGUGCUUGCAUUAGUUGCUGGGCGAAGGAGGCGACGACACCCAGCGGUGCAGCAGCAGCGUCGCCAUGUCGCUAUCCGGCAAGUGCACCACUUCGCCAGCCACUUGCCUGCGCAUCUGUACGGACGUAGCGGCGACAUUCGAGCGCCAGACUCCCGUCGAGCGUGACAUGGAGAAAGUUCUGUCGGACCAACUGGCGCUCAGCCAGCUGAGCAGCGCGGAAAGGAGUAUUGUGCAUGGAUGUGGCAAGUUCUACGAGCGCCAUCGUCCGGCAAUGAAUGCCGUUGUGGAUACAUUUUACACAUUGGAAGCUGGUCGCCUAGCAUCACGCGCCGACUACUUCAUGUACAUAGCUCUGCUUGCUAUCGUGUUGGACCACUGCGGAAAGACGUCUUUCGAAUACUUCCAGAAGAUCGUCGCCACAACGCGUCCGUACAAGACCAUGAAAUUUCUGGCAGAGAUAUUUCUGAUGGGUGAUGAUGAGAAUUGGCUGGAAAGCGUGCUGUGUCGGCACUUUGAUGAGCAGUACGUGGCAGAGUCCUUGAUGCCAGCACUCGAAGAAUGGAAGACUAGUGGCCAAGGUGUUGCCAAGAAGAUGCAAGAGGAGCAGGACAGGUCUCACAAGUCUGUUCAUCAUUCGACGAAGGCAACGGUACCCACCAAGCCUGAGCCGUUCAAUCUAACCCAGCCACGGCCAAGGCCGACAAUGGUGGCGGAUCAAUACGAGAAGCGCUCUUACUGCAAUCCCGUUCCCGCCAGCACCCAUGCAACCAAGUUUGUACUGGUGAACGCAAAAUCAAAGGGAAUCGCCGGGGCCCAGGAAGGGGCAUUCAGAGUAAAAACAUCUGUUGGUUCUGACCUACACAGACCUGCAAAGCAGAGUUCUACAACAAAGGAUGUUGGAAAAUCCAGUGCAAGAGAUGUCAGGAAGAAUGGCAAAGCUGGCGGUAACAUUGGCAGGGUCGCAGAGGCCAGUAGCCAAAGCAAACCAAAAGAAGGCUGGACAAACGUCACGACACGAGACGUCCCAGCAAACUUCAAAGCGCAAAAGAUCCCCAACCUCAACCCAGAGCAUCCGGUGAAGUCAACAGCAGCAUCCAUAAUGCGAAGCGGUGCAUUAGCAAUGCGGCGAGAGAAGGAGCAAGCAAAGAAGUUUGCUGAUCUAGCUGCAGGUGGGGUUGAUGAUGAGGGCUUCCAACGGCUGAUGAUGGAGAAGGAAGCACAGGAGCUUCACCAGCGACUGACUGACAUCGAGAAGAAGCACUUGGAAGGAUUGCUCAGUUUCGAGCAGGCUGUUAUCGCUCAGGAGACAUUGAAGCUGGACCGCCAUCACCUUGCGGACACGCUCAAAGCCGAGUCUGAAGAGCUCCUUCACCAGAUGGCACUGAAGCGCAUGGAAGAGGAAGAGGAAAUGAGGCGCAUUGUGGACACCAUACUGGAAGGGCAUGAGCAUGCGCGAGAGGCAAGGGUAAAGCUGGAGCAGGACAACAAGGAAGUCGUGAAGAAGUUCAGCCAGGAAAAUGAAGAGCUGCUGCAGAAAGCAAAGGAAGAGGCCGAAGCAGAGCGGAAACGUCGCGUGGACCUGAUCAUGCAGAUCAGGGCGAUGGAGAGUGUCCCCGUCGAGCGCUUCAAGGAAUUUGAUCGGCUAACGUCCGGAGAUCAUGGCCUACUGAUUGAGAUGUCCGUGGCAGGGCUGCAAGAGAGACUCGGUGAGCUGAAGUUGGUCGCUCAGCACGAAGAGGAACAGCGGCGGCAUACAAUCAAAGAGGACAAAGAGAAAAAGACGGCCAUGCUGAAAGAAACGGAGCAAGCUGCAAUCAUGCAUCUCGAGGAGUACAACAGAGCAGAGAACUACAGAAAGCAGCAAAGAAAGGCAUUACGCAAGAAAGCAGCAGAGAUCAAUGAUGACGGUGUAUCUAGCCUCCAGCAGCAGCUUGAGCAAAGGAGACGCCAGAAAGAAAGACUGAGAGAUGAGGUGAAGGCAGUCUCUGUGCAGUCAAGGAACCGGGGAUCGAAGCUGGCAGACUUACCGGACACGGAACAAGCACCACAGCCGUUGGCACUGAAUACGUCAUCAGUUCGUCGGCCAACGAGCCUGGGAGCAAGCCAACAGAGAAUAGGCAGCAACAGCAGCUGGGCACGGUCAUCAUCCGCAGUCGAGCUAACCCGAGAGGCCAGCACCGGCCACGUCGCCAAUCACGCCUUGGCGACACACACCGACCUCUUUCCCACCUCGCAGAGCAAAGCAGGGCUCACCAGAGACAGGGGACAGCGGCGAGAUCAGACUCAGGCGCUACAACCGCCAGCCCGGCCGCUUGCAACAAAGCGUCUAUCUAGCUAUAAAGUCCGCUAGGAUACGGCCAUGAAUACUGCGCUUGUUUAGCUGUUACGAUACCCAAGACAUGGCUAUACCAUUCCUACGCAUGAUGCAUCGUACUCGUAGCAACCCAGCCUUGAUUUCCUCUCUUGAUUCUCCCGUUGAGUUUCCUUAGUCAUUUCAUGUUAUGGUUAUACUUCAAUUGAGACAAGCAUAGUGUGUCUGAUCAGUCCUUUUAAGUUUUAUUGAAAAUGUUCCAUAAUGUUUAAAAAAACCUCCCUCAAACUAAUGAAAAACACGAUUGAUCACAAUUCAACGGCAAUAACCAUCAAGAGUCAAUAGUGUCACUGCUGUAAGGUCUGUCAUCAUCGACAGCGAUGCAUGUAUAGCCGCUGACAAGUGUUGUGCUUCACUGAUCUGCUAGUAUGCGAGUGAAUGUAUGUGCAUGAGUUGUAGACUCCGAACCAGUACCUAAAUGUAUAGCCAAGCUCUAGUGCAGUCAAUCAGACUUACUGACGACAGAAGCUUGUUCAGGUUGGAUCACUUGCCUGAGCAGCUUCCGACAUUCUGGGCCGUGAUCAUAGAGCAGUCACAUUUGCUCUCGCUCCAUGCCGAAUGCGCCUCCUGGCACAGGACUCAUACCGCAGCAGAAUGCCUCCAGCGCACACACACUAGCGGAGUAUGAGAUGUGAUCAAGCAAUGGGUUGACCUGAAUGCAUGACUGGAUGAGAGGGUUCAGUCCAGUCUGGUGCAACAUACGGCCGCCAGCCUUUUGUGGUGCCAGAACCAAGAGGGAAAGCUCGAUUUCAUCCUCAUUGUCCCAUCGCACGCACUGAAUGGCAUUCUCUGAUACAAAUUCAGACCUUGCAAAGUCCCCAGUAGCGCAUGAUGCGAGGACACAGAUGAACUGAUCAUUAACACAUGCUGGUAGUUAGGUCACUGAAAACAAUCCCACUAUCAAUUGUUCCUCCAAUCUCUGCCCGGCGGUCUGGUUACGACAAUGUAAUGAGGUACAUGGUUCUUCCUAGGCUUUUCCGCUGUUUGGCGUCGCUUUCUCUUUGCUCUGCUCAUCCAUGCAAGCUUUGAAUUGCUUUACUUCCUCUUGACAAGCUCGCCAAUCUUUCUUUUCAAACAUACAGUCCUGGAGCUUGAAGUGGAACUCUGAGCAGCCCGAACGCUGCAGCAUCGUAUCAAAUGGAUCUUCUUCCAUAUCCUCAAGCUCUUCUCUGAGCACGGUCUUCACUUUCCCAGCCAUUUUCAGCAAUACGUUUCUCGUCAGCAGUUCUCUUUUC